This is a messenger RNA of Stegodyphus dumicola, 7857 nucleotides long. RefSeq names its product octopamine receptor beta-2R-like. Gene Ontology annotation, cellular component: plasma membrane. The record is from RefSeq and is a predicted model, not a curated record. Gene Ontology annotation, molecular function: octopamine receptor activity. Lineage: Eukaryota; Metazoa; Arthropoda; Arachnida; Araneae; Eresidae. Gene Ontology annotation, biological process: positive regulation of MAPK cascade; adenylate cyclase-activating adrenergic receptor signaling pathway.
GGGUGUCUGGAGCCUCUUUCUCCUAACUCCUUCUCUCCCUCUCAUUACAUAGAAGGAUUUCGCCUUCUUUCACUCUUUUAUCUUUUCUUGUAUCGGACCGUCUUCCUAUCAGAAAGAUCCCAAUCCGAUGUCACCCUACGGGCGCUGAUUUAUUUCCAAAUUUUCUAGUGCUCUGCAUAUGUUCCGCCACUGUUAGCGCAGGACUUCUUAACGGAGGGUACACUCCAGUACUCCUCAGUGUACUGCCGUCGAACUCCAGCAACUUUCUGAGAGAAGAACUGAAAGGUAUUUUUGACGAAAGAUAAUCCAAUAAUUUAAUUAUCCCUGGAAGAAUAUCACAACUGUAAUAACUUUGAGACAAAAGUUUAUUUCCCCCUUUCCCCAGAAAUACAAACCACUUUGCGAAAUUCUUGAAAAAGUGACUAGAACUAAAAACCAGGUACUUGGGCAGUUUUCUUUCUUUAAUUUUAUAGUAAUAAGACAUUUUUAAAUCAUUCCAUAAAGAAUAUUAAUGAAUUUAUCUUUUUCAAGCAACUUUUUAGAACUUUCUUAGACGUGAAGAGUUAGAGAGAUAGUUUUAGAGAAACUUAUUUUCUAACUUUGUGAAAGAGUUUUAUUUAACUAAUACCAGUCGAGAAUUGCUUGAAAGUUUUUGAGAUAAUAUUUAUGUAUUAGAUAAAGUUUAUUUUCAUGAUAUGUAACUUACAGUUUAUAACACGAGAGAGACACAAGUAGCUAUCACCGAAAAUAUGCGCGCAAUCAGCUUAUCGUUCAAAAUUUUAAAAUUUGAAGAGAAAGAAAUUUCAUGUAGAAAAUAUCUUACAAAUCAAAAUUUUAUGAACAAAAACAAAAUUAAGACAGCCUGAUUUUCUGUAAUAUUCAGUGCAGCUAAUAUUUUUAUGGUGGACUUUUAAGAACUAUCCAUGAAAACCUUGAAAUGUUUUGAGCUGAGGGACGUAGCUCUAUUUAAAAAUUAACUGAAGGUACAAUUAACUUUUUAAAACAAUAUGACUGAGUCACCUCUUGUUACAGAUUAUGUAACCGUGUUUCUUAACGACUCGUCAUCAAACGAGUCGCUCAUAUUUUCAAAUGACACUUUCACAAACUCCCCGACGAACUUAACUCAACAAACUGAAAAUGGAACUUGGGAAUCUCAAGUCACUCUAGCGUUUAAGACGCUUGCAGUGACUACAAUCAUUGUAUGUGCUGUAUUUGGAAAUAUACUUGUGAUUUCUAGCGUCUACCGUUAUCACAAGCUACGUAUUACCACCAACUAUUUCAUAGUAUCCCUCGCAUUCGCUGACACUUUAGUCGCUCUAUUGGCUAUGACCUUCAAUGCCAGCCACAUGAUUGCAGGCAAGUGGCUCUUCAAUCAAACUGUUUGUGAUUUUUGGAACUCUUGUGAUGUACUUUUCUCAACGGCCUCAAUCAUGCAUUUAUGCUGCAUCAGCGUAGACAGGUAUUACGCGAUCAUCAAACCACUGGAGUACCCAACUAAGAUCACUGGCAAAUUAGUAGCUAUCAUGAUUGCAUGCGUAUGGUUAAGCUCUGGUCUUAUCAGCUUCAUACCCAUAUUUUUAGGUUGGUAUACAACCAAUGAUCAUUUGACAUCCCGAGAAAAGAAUCCCGAAAUUUGCGAAUUUGUGGUAAAUAAACCAUAUGCUAUUAUCUCUUCCAGUGUUUCAUUCUGGAUACCAUGCUUCAUCAUGCUUUUCACAUAUUAUAAGAUAUAUGUAGAGGCUGUCAGACAAGAGAAAUUCAUGUGCAAGUCACAAAUGGGGCCGGCAAUGAUGCAUAAUAGUGCACGGAAUAGUACCGAUCAUUCGAUUGCUCCAAACGUACAUGCUCCACCUCACCGCAAUUCUCAUGGCGACGAUCCGGAAAGUGGUCAAUCUACUCCUACUAAGAGAAAUAUCAACAAGAUGAAAAGAGAACACAAGGCGGCCAAGACCCUGGGCAUUAUCAUGGGAGCUUUCAUUCUUUGUUGGCUACCUUUCUUUCUUUGGUACGUCUCAAUAAGUAUGUGUGGUGACGCCUGCUACUGCCCUGAUAUAGUUGUCGAAGUUCUUUUCUGGAUCGGCUAUUUCAACUCGUCACUGAAUCCCAUCAUCUAUGCGUACUUCAACAGAGAUUUCCGUGAAGCUUUUAAGGAGACUAUACAAACUUUCAUCUGUUGCUGCUGGAGGGUCCCUUGCUUGCAGAAUGAACGCGCCAAAGCUUUUAACUGUGCGUACAGAUCGACUCAGGACAUAGGACUUGUCGAGAACAAGUACAUCAGGGACUGAAACUAUUCCUGUCUCAUUGCGUGGAUGAAAACAUAAUGAAGAUUUUGAAAAGAUUUUCAUUAGGUUGGAAUACCUACUCCUAUAUUGGUUAAUACACAGGUACACGUGUGUUACUGAGAGAGCAGUUCCCACUGUCGACUCGAGGAUACCACAAUUUAUUUUCUAACUUCCUUUUCAUGUUUCGUUUAUUGUCCGUAUUUCCCCGCUGGCAUUGACGUUUCAGAUUUUAUGAUGCAACAGACACUCGCUUUGCCGCAGGAAUCAAUCAAGAGAGAGAAGGGAAUUCAAUUUCACCAGACAUUCUCUCGUAUUCUUGAAAACUAGACGAACACUUCACAUAAAUUUCUUACAGUGAGAGGUGUUUAACCUGUUUCAUCCCAUUUUAGAAAACUGGCACUACAAAGCGUUUUCAACAUUUUCAGAGUGAAAGGCGUUUUCAAAAUCUAAUCGGUUUUUAUAUCGCUGUGUUAUAAAAAUAAGGUAUACACGAAAUUUAAAUUACGAGUAUAUAUUAAUCAAUUUGUGAUUUUCGAAUUCAGUGCCUAGGAAAAAUAAAAUAUGUGUUUUAAUUGAUGAGAUGAUGACGUAUAUGAUGAAAUACUUUUUCAUUUGUAUUUCGUGAUGCAUAUGCUACUAUCCGGAGGUACUAGUACAUUACACACAAGUACAUUGAUUUAUGUUUGCUUUGCUUGUGAUAUGGAAGAGAAGGUUUCAGUUCUGAAUGAUGAAACUCAGAGAUCACUUAAUCUGGGGAAAAUGUAUAUGUGAUUUUAGUUUAAUGUCAUGAAAGAAGACAUCAGAAGAGGUGUUUAAAAUAAUUCCUUGACAAAUUUGUUAAGAAUUAUUGAAAUCAUAUUCUUCACAGCCUUAAAUUCAUAGGCAAAAUUUCCGUUACUAACUUUGCAUAAGUUGAAAUGCCACUAUAUGAUUUCUUAAAAAAAUAUUUUCGGUAUAAUCCUCUUUUAAUAUUGCUCUAAUUCAUUCAUGGAGUGCUCUAAAAUAUUGAAUUUUGCAUUUAUAUAGUUCGUAAAUGUAUUUUUUAUUCUGUAGAACAUUUAGUCAAAAUUCUUUAAAAGUUUGUUAUAAAUGCGUCUUAUAUGUUUUUAGGACUAUCGCUUAUUUUUUGGUUUAUAGGUGUUGAUUCAUGUUUUCAUGUACAUAAUGUUAUAUAAAUAACGUAUAGUAAAGUUAAAAAAAAUGUAGUGUCAUGUUAUAAGUAUGUAAUUUAAUAUUUGUAAAUGUUACUUCAUACUUUCACACCACUAAUGUUAUAAAAGUGAUGAGUAACAAGAAAUUAAUUUAAAUAAAGUGUAGUAUCACUCUAUAUGGUUGUAAUUUAGCAUUUGUAAGUGUUACUUCAUGGUUUUACGUACUUAAGGUUUUACAAAUGAAGAGUAAAAAGAAGUUGUUUUUAAUAUGAAAGCAAAUAUAGUCUCGUUAUGUAAGAUGUUAUUAAACCUUUGGAGAACCAAGAAUCUCUAAAUGUUAAAAGUUAAAAAUAUGAUUUCGUCAGUAAGCAAGAGUGACUAAUGUAAUAUAACAUCUUAAGGAAGAAGAUCAAAUUAAUUUUUGUAUAUGAAACCCAACAAAAAUUUAUUAAUGAUCCAGACGUGUCUUAAAAUACCUAUUUAUAGUUUAUGUAAAUUAUGUAUGUAUGUAUUUUUAAAAAACUGUAUAAAUGCCUUUACUGAAAAAACAUGAAUGACGUGGUCAUGUAGAAAGAAAUGCGCUAGUGGCAGACUUCGAGAAACGUCGAUUUAGAUAAUAUAUAUAUUAAUAAAAAAGUCAGACAGAGCAUUUUUCAAAUACAUAAUAAGUUUUCUACUCCUGGAUACGUAUUAUUAUUUUGAGGAUUCCAUAAAAUAUUCUAGAAAUAUAUUUAAAAUAGUAAUUUUUUAUUAGAAUUAGACACCAAUUCCUUCCAUCUAAUACAAAAAUAUAUACUGCCGUCGGAGCAAUGAAGUUGGGGACUGAACGAAUUUAUUAUAAGCAUUUAUUCUAGACAGUUUAGGCGCUGAUUUUGAGUUGAACAAAUAUCCGUCUGUUUUGCAUGGAAAUUGCAUUUAAUCCCAACCAUAAACACAUAUCUCUGUAUUAAUCAGUUAACUUUAAUACGUCUUUUAAACCCGUUAGUUUCAUUAAAAAAUAAAGUAUACAUUUUGAAAUAAUUAACUCAUCAGAAGAAAUAUUUGAACUUAGUCAUCAUUUCUCUAACUAAUCUUAGAAAAUUUACUACUGGUAUACAUAUAAGCCGGCUUUCGAAAUGAGCACUAACAAAAAUUCAUUCACCAAAACUCAAAAACUUUUAUUGUAACGAUAAAGCACAUUAUAGUAAUUGAAAUUCUGAAUGGGAAGUUGUAUGUCUGGAAUACUAAAAUAUUAAUAUUAAAAAAUUGAAACUUAACAUUCAUGUCAAUAACUACUGAAAUUAAUACUCUAAAAUAAAAGGGAACCAUUAAGUACAUUUAUUUAAUAUUUUCCUUUAGCCCUCCUUGAUUAAAAUUCCACGAACGAGUUCACUCAACACUGUUUUCAACAGUAAAAACGUGAGUUAAAUGUUGGAUGAUAUAAUGCUGAUAUAGAUGAAUAGGAACUGUAUUCAAUUAUUAUUAUUAUCAUAAUGUAUAUCUAUUCUAAUAUUUGUAUUUAACGUAACAUAUAUAAAAUUUCUGAACAACACUCUACGAAGAGUUUUAAUAUCAUAAAUGUAAUAUAAAACGUUAGCGCAUUACUUCAAUUUAAGCAAUUUCCUAAUAAAUUAACAUUAUUUUUCACAAAAGUUUCAUUUAUAAUUCGGGUAAGCUAAUUUUUAAGUACAACUAAAAAUUUAGAGUACCUUUCAAGGUUCUGUAUGAAUCACAUUUUUCGUGUUGAUAUACUUAGUGAAAUCCAAUGACACGUCAAAGAAAUGUUUCACAUUUACUCAUUGUUGUAUUUUGUUAAAAUUUAUUUAUCGGUUUUAAUAAUUACUCAUUUGGACUAACAGUGUGAUUAACAUGUCCAUUUUAGUAAAGAAAUGCAAAUAUACUUUGCUUAUUAUAAACUAAUGCUAGUCUAAAAAUGUGAUCUCCAAAAAUGUCGAUUCCGAGGCAUCAGGUAGUGGCGAUACUUUGCAUAUGAUGCAGCAUCUAAUAGUUCACCAAUCAUGAAUUUUUAAGAGCCUAUCUCAUUUUCCAGAUGUUUAUGUCAAUCGAUAUACAUCUGCGUAAGAUGUACUAUCAGAUAAAUUCUAUUCAGGGUCGAUAAAAUUCUCCUUUCUAAACAGUUGAAAAUAGUUUUUUCGUGGACUAUUCCAAGAAAAAUCGAUUAGCUAUUCCAUUUCCAGAAAAUGGAGUAUACUUUUAUAAAUGUACUUUUCUAAUAUUAUGGCUGUAUUUUUCCUAAUAUCAUACUCAACACUUAAGUCAAAGAAUUUCUAACGCUCAGAACUAGAUGAAGGAAUUCUCAGAGAAAAACAAUUCGUGCGCUAGAUGUCUUGGUAAAUGAAAUGGCGGUUAAGUUGGAUUUUUUCGUUAGUUAUGAAAAAUUAAAAGCACAUUUUAGUCUGCGGUGGGAAAUCUACAUACAUUGGAUAAAAAUUUAAAUGUCUUUCAAAAGUGGGUAUUAAGUAUGCGCUAUGUGCAACACUUAUUAUUUUUAACGUAGCUUAAUUUCACUUCACUUGCGUACUUUGCUUUCUUCUGGUACUGUAGUAGGAAACUGAGUCGAGUAAUUUAACACUAAAAUCCCAUUUGUAAUGUAGACGGCUAGCAAAUCAGAGUAAUUCAUUAAUACUUUAACUGAGGAUAUUACUUCAAUUUAAUAUAUCCAAAUAUUAGCUCUGUUAAAUAAGAAAUUUAAUGAAUUAUGUAUUAAAUAUCAAGAAAUAUUAUAACUCAUUAAAACAUUUAAAAUCCACGUCUAGUAUUUUAUAAUAAAUAACAAUCUCAAAACUGUAUUUAAAAUUAUUUUUAGAAUUUAAACUUAGUACCUCAUAUCGCUCUUUUUAAAACUUUGCUUGUUUUUUUCAUGCACUAUAACUCUCGGCAUUAAUGGUUUUUAAAACGUACUAAUGUAUUCAAUGCUUCUCAUACUAUUUGAAAGAUAGAUUAUAUCAUCUUUAGUUUCUAAAAUAAAUUUCUUAUUAAAUAAAAUAAAGUAAUUUUUCACCCAAAAUUACGUUUAACACUAGUUAUCAGUUAAAAGUUAUUAGGCAUUGCGAAUUUAUUAUUUAUCGCACAUAAGGAAUUUAUUAUUUAUUUUUUACAUUAUGCAUCUGUAAAUUUAAGGUUCGUAACCAGUUUGCAACUUUCAGUAUUUGCAACUGUGAAUUCCUCAUUUGCUGACUGAUUUCAGUAACACAUUUAAAGGUCUUGUAUGAUGUCAUCUGUUUUGUCUGUUCCUAAGAUUUGUGUUAUAUGUUUUUUUUCUUUACAUCUGAAAAAAAUUAAAAGCAGUUUUAAACAAAUGAAUAAAGUUUUGAAAUAUCGCUUACGGCUUUAUUUAAAUUAGAUACAUUAAUAAUUAUUAUGCUUUAUCUGUAAAUGUUACAAUCAAUAAUUACCAGUUGAAAAGCACAUUUUUUUUAAAGUUAUUAUUUCUAAAAAUGCAACACGUACAAAUAUUAAUAUUCAUGUUGCAUAACUAUGCGACACAUAAUAUAUUAUCAAGUUAAAAUUUUAGAUAAAUAAAAAUUGUUACUUUUCCAAAGUUUUUAUUUAGAAAAUUACUGUUUUUUAAAAUUUUUAUUCUACCAGCAUGUUGCAGUUGUAAUUUGUGAAAUUUCUUGAAAAUAGGUAAAAUCUAAUAGUACCGAGGGUGGAUAGGAAAUACAUUUAUUCCCUGAAAAAUUUUUUAAAUAUGGUAAGGUUAAAAUGCGAUUUACUAAGAUGGAUGAAAUGACACUAAUAUGCAUUUUCUGAUAAUAAAAUUCAUGUGAAAAUUGAUAUAAUCCGAAGAAGCAAAAUGCGGCAUUGACUAUCAUUGUGUGGACUAUCUCAAAGAAUUUUUGUUAGAGUCUGUUUGAUGAGCUGGAUAUAUGAUUCCUAUACUCAUUUGAUUUACUUCUACUUGUGAUAUUCAUAAUUAGGCUUUACCGUAUGAAUGGAAGUAAUAGGGGGCGGGUGGGGUUUGUGUCCAAUUUACUAUUUCCAAACAAAAAUGACAUCUUUUCUUAUGAGACUGAAAGGCAUUAAAAGCAUAUUUAUUAAAACUGUAAUAAGAUUCAAGUAAAUUAAAUUUUAAUUCAAAACUAAGUUAAAUAUUCACAGACCCGAAUCUUAAUGCCUGAAAAAUAAUUUAGUUCUGAGUGUUAGUUCUUAGUGUUUCACGUUGUUCUGAAAUUUAGAUUCUUAGGUGAUGUAACGAGUAGUUUUCCCUGAUUUUUGUAAUAUUUUCUUUAUUUAUUUCACGAAAUCUCUCGUAGACUAAAACUGCUUAGGACCACAAUAAGAUUAAGCAUUUUGUUUAGUUGUUUCUGUAACAUUCCAUUCGGAAUACCGGUGUGAUUAAGAACUAGUUGAAUAUUUUCCCUCUUGAUCUAAGAAGCUAAAAUGUGUAUGCUCCUCCGUAUCUAGCAAAAAAUAAGAACAAU